Molecule: messenger RNA, 6634 nt
Organism: Cyclopterus lumpus (lumpfish)
Lineage: Eukaryota; Metazoa; Chordata; Actinopteri; Perciformes; Cyclopteridae
Gene: cacna1fb
Product: calcium channel, voltage-dependent, L type, alpha 1F subunit
Exons: 50
Coding region: 1-6192 (2063 amino acids)
Biological process (GO): calcium ion import across plasma membrane
Cellular component (GO): membrane; voltage-gated calcium channel complex
Molecular function (GO): high voltage-gated calcium channel activity
Source: RefSeq, a predicted model, not a curated record
AUGGCUCAUAGUGCUGGAGGAGAGGGAGGAGGAGAGGGUGAGGAAGAGGAGGAAGGAGGAGAGGAGGAUGGAGGAGGAGGAGACGGAGGAGAAGGAGAGGAGAGGGAUGCAGAGUGGGACGAGGAGCUGGACGGAGAGGACGAGGGAGUGAGGAUGACGAGGACCGACACGCUUCACUCGACCACGAGUUCAACCGGGACACAGCGAAGAAGAGGACUACACGCUAAGAAACAGGUCCAGGGCAGUAAUCAGGUCCAGAGAGCUCCGAGAGCUUUAUACUGUCUAAAACUCAACAAUCCAAUCAGACGAGCCGCUCUCUCCAUUGUAGAGUGGAAACCUUUUGACAUCUUCAUCCUUUUGGCCAUCUUUGCUAACUGCGUCGCUCUGGGAGUCUCUAAACCGUUUCCUGAGGACGACUCCAACUCCACCAACCACGACCUGGAACAAGUGGAGUACGUCUUCCUCGUCAUCUUCACCAUUGAGACCUUCCUGAAGAUCCUGGCCUACGGUCUGGUGAUGCACCCCAGCUCCUACAUCCGCAACGGCUGGAACCUGCUCGACUUCGUCAUCGUCAUCGUCGGUUUGUUCAGCGUCGUCUUGGAGACGAUGACUCACAAGUCCGGCGAGGUGGCGACGACUCACCACGUGCCGGGAAAACCUGGAGGUCUGGAUGUGAAAGCUCUGAGAGCCUUCAGGGUCCUGAGGCCCCUCAGACUGGUUUCUGGGGUCCCCAGUCUGCAGAUCGUACUGAACUCCAUCAUGAAGGCGAUGGUUCCUCUCCUCCACAUCGCUCUGCUGGUCCUCUUCGUCAUCAUCAUCUACGCCAUCAUCGGUCUGGAGCUCUUCAUCGGACGCAUGCACAAAACCUGCUACUACAAACAAGCAGAUAACUACGUGGAGGACGACCCCGUGCCGUGCGCCUUCGCCGGUCAUGGCCGUCAGUGCAGAAUCAACGGGACGGAGUGCCGGGGGAGGUGGGACGGCCCCAACGGGGGGAUCACCAACUUCGACAACUUCUUCUUUGCCAUGCUGACGGUGUUCCAGUGCAUCACGAUGGAGGGCUGGACCGACGUCCUCUACUGGAUGAACGACGCCAUCGGCUUCGAGCUGCCGUGGGUUUACUUCGUCAGUCUGGUGAUCUUUGGAUCCUUCUUCGUCCUCAACCUGGUCCUAGGAGUCCUCAGCGGAGAGUUCAGUAAGGAGAGGGAGAAGGCGAAGGCUCGGGGAGACUUCCAGAAGCUGAGGGAGAAGCAGCAGAUGGAGGAGGACCUGUGUGGCUACAUGGACUGGAUCACUCAGGCCGAGGACAUGGACGAGCUGGACGAGGACGGGAACCCACGUCCGUCUCUGGGAGAUCUGUCAGACAAGAAGAGAGGAAAGUUUGGAUGGUUCAGUCACUCCAGUGAGACACACGCUAGUCUUCCUGCCAGUGACACAGCAUCUACAAACACAGAAAACAUUGAUGAAGAACACACCAACUGCUGCCAGGCCUGCUGCUCCCAGAUGAUGCAGAUCAGCUGCUGCCGGACGCUGCGGCGCUGGAACCGAGUCUGCCGCAGGAACUGUCGCACCGCCGUGAAGUCGGUGACUUUCUAUUGGCUGGUUCUGCUGCUCGUCUUCCUCAACACCUCCCUCAGCGCCUCGGAGCACUACAACCAACCUGAUUGGCUGACAGAGGUCCAAGACAGCGCCAACAAGGUGCUGCUGUCCCUGUUCACCGUGGAGAUGCUCCUGAAGAUGUACUCUCUGGGCCUCGCUCACUACUUCGUGGCGUUCUUCAACCGCUUCGACUGCUUCGUGGUGUGCGGCGGCAUCGUGGAGACCAUCCUGGUGGAGAUGGGCAUCAUGCCGCCACUCGGCAUCUCCGUGCUGCGCUGUGUACGCCUGCUGAGGAUCUUCAAGGUCACACGCCAUUGGACGGCUCUGUCCAACCUGGUGGCGUCGCUGCUGAACUCCAUGAAGUCCAUCGCCUCGCUGCUGCUGCUGCUCUUCCUCUUCCUCAUCAUCUUCGCUCUGCUCGGCAUGCAGCUGUUCGGAGGGAAGUUCAACUUCGACGAGACGCAGACGAAGAGGAGCACCUUCGACGCCUUUCCUCAGGCGCUGCUCACCUGCUUCCAGAUCUUGACCGGGGAGGACUGGAACAUGGUGAUGUAUGACGGCAUCAUGGCGUAUGGCGGCCCCGUGUUUCCGGGGAUGAUCGUGUGCGUUUACUUCGUCAUCCUCUUCAUCUGCGGUAACUACAUCCUGCUGAACGUCUUCUUGGCCAUCGCGGUGGACAACCUGGCAGGAGGAGACGGAGACAAGAAGGAGAAGAAGACAGAAGUAGCGGAGCAGGAGGAAAAAGUCGGAGAAGGAGAAGGAGGAGAAGAACAAGGGCAACAAGGACAGGAAGAGGAAGUAAAGGUGGAAAUGGACGAAGACACCGAGUACGAGGAGGAGGAGGAACCUCCUGAAGGAGAAGAGGAUGCCGUAGUUCAAUUAAAGAUAGCUGACCUGGCUCCUCCUAAAGAGAAGGUUCUUCCAAUCCCAGAAGGCAGUGCGUUCUUCUGCAUGAGCAAUACGAACCCUAUCCGAGUGGCCUGUCACACUCUGAUCCACCACCACAUCUUCACCAACCUCAUCCUCGUCUUCAUCAUCCUCAGCAGCUGCUCAUUGGCUGCUGAGGAUCCAAUCAGAGCCCACUCCUUCAGGAACAACAUUCUGGGUUACGCCGACUACGCCUUCACCUCCAUCUUCACUGUGGAGAUUCUGUUCAAGAUGGCGGUCCACGGAGCGUUCCUCCACCAAGGCUCCUUCUGCAGAAACUGGUUCAACUUGUUGGAUCUGCUGGUGGUCAGCGUCUCUUUGGUCUCCUUCUUCCUUCACUCCAGCGCGAUCUCAGUGGUGAAGAUCCUCCGAGUCCUCCGAGUGCUGAGACCUCUGAGGGCCAUCAACAGGGCCAAAGGACUGAAGCAUGUAGUCCAGUGUGUGUUCGUGGCCAUCAAGACAAUAGGAAACAUCAUGAUCGUCACGACGCUGCUGCAGUUCAUGUUCGCCUGCAUCGGAGUCCAGCUAUUCAAGGGUAAAUUCUAUCGCUGCACAGACGAAGCCAAACACACCCCUGAACAGUGCAAAGGGACCUUCGUGGUGUAUAAAGAUGGAGAUGUGAACCACCCGAUGGUCCGGGAGAGGAUCUGGCUGAACAGCGACUUUAACUUUGACAACGUGUUGAUGGGGAUGAUGGCGCUCUUCACCGUCUCCACCUUCGAGGGCUGGCCCGCGCUGCUGUACAAAGCCAUCGAUGCCAACGGGGAGAACUCUGGACCCAUCUACAACUACCGAGUGGAGAUCUCCAUCUUCUUCAUCGUCUACAUCAUCAUCAUCGCCUUCUUCAUGAUGAACAUCUUUGUGGGUUUUGUCAUCAUCACCUUCAGAGAGCAAGGAGAGCAGGAGUACAAGAACUGUGAGCUGGACAAGAACCAGCGUCAGUGUGUUGAGUUCGCCCUGAAGGCCCAGCCCCUGAAACUCUACAUCCCAAAGAACCCGGUUCAGUUUAAGUUCUGGUCCAUCAUCAACUCCACGGGGUUUGAGUACAUCAUGUUCGUGCUCAUCCUGCUCAACACCGUCACGCUGGCUGUUCAGCAUUACGAGCAGUCGAAGAACUUCAGCCACAUCAUGGACAUCCUCAACAUGGUGUUCACUGGCCUCUUCACGGCGGAGAUGCUGCUGAAGCUGCUGGCUCUCAGGCUCAGGCAUUACUUCGUGGACGCGUGGAACUCGUUCGACGCUCUCAUCGUAGUCGGUAGCGUCGUCGACAUCGUGGUCACCGAGUUCAGUAGUGGGGAAGACAGCUCUCGGGUGUCGAUCACUUUUUUCCGUCUGUUUCGAGUGAUGCGAUUGGUCAAGCUGCUGAGCAAAGGGGAGGGGAUUCGUACACUUCUCUGGACUUUCAUCAAAUCACUGCAGGCUCUGCCGUACGUCGCUCUGCUCAUCGCCAUGAUCUUCUUCAUCUACGCCGUCAUCGGGAUGCAGACCUUUGGGAAGGUAGCCAUGCAGCCUCACACUCAGAUCAACAGAAACAACAACUUCCAGACAUUUCCUCAGGCUGUCCUCCUCCUCUUCAGGUGUGCGACAGGUGAGGCCUGGCAGGAGAUCAUGCUGGCCAGUCUUCCAGGUAAACGCUGUGACCCCGAGUCGGACUACGAACCCGGAGAAGAGUUCAGCUGUGGAAGCAACUUUGCCAUUGUUUACUUCAUCAGCUUCUUCAUGUUGUGUGCUUUCCUGAUCAUUAACCUGUUUGUCGCCGUCAUCAUGGACAACUUUGACUAUCUGACGCGUGAUUGGUCGAUUCUGGGACCGCAUCACCUGGACGAGUUCAAGAGGAUCUGGUCCGAAUAUGAUCCAGAGGCCAAGGGUCGUAUCAAACACCUGGACGUUGUGGCUCUGCUCAGGAGGAUUCAGCCUCCUCUGGGCUUUGGGAAACUCUGUCCUCACAGAGUGGCGUGUAAGCGCCUCGUGGCCAUGAACAUGCCUCUGAACGCUGACGGCAUGGUGACCUUUAACGCCACGCUGUUCGCUCUGGUUCGCACCGCCCUCAAGAUCAAGACUGAAGGUAACCCUGACCAGGAGAACGAGGAGCUGAGGGGGAUCAUCAAGAAGAUCUGGAAGAGAAUGAAACCAAAACUACUGGAUGAAGUAAUACCACCGCAUGAAGAGGAGGAAGUGACAGUCGGGAAGUUUUACGCAACGUUCCUGAUUCAGGAUUACUUCAGGAAGUUCAGGAAGAGGAAAGAGCAAGGAGACCUGACGGGAGAGUCUGACACCACCAACCCGUCUGCCAUUCAGCUGUGCAAAGCCGGCCUGAAGACUCUGCAGGAUCUGGGUCCAGAGAUGCGCUUGGCCCUGAACGAGGACCUGGAGUACGAGGACGAGGCCAUGAUGGAGGACGAGGAGCUGGAGGAGGACGCUGCGUAUCAGGGCGGCGACGGCGUGGGACCAGAGAGGGACCGCCGAGGCUCCGCCCUGGCCACGCCCACUGGUCCCGCAGGUCCCGGGGGACCGGCGGGGGACGGCGGCGUGUCCAACGGCGGUCUGGUCCACCGGGUCGGUUCCCUCACCAAGAUGCCGAACGGCAGCGACCGCGACGAACAUCUGCGGCGCGGAGACGACGCGAGGUCGUCCGUCAAUCUUCAUCAUCAUCGUCAUCACCGCCGGCCGUCAGCGAAGAACGGCCUGCUGGACCACGGAGACCACAAGAGACCACGUCACAAGACCACCAGGAGGGACUCCAGGGACCGGUACUGGAGGAACGGGGACCUGGAGGCCUACGGAGAGCAGGGCUACUACAGCCGGGAGGAGGACAACGACAGCAUCACCUCCAGAGACAGACACUACCCUGACGAGCCUCCUCUGUACAGAGACCACUAUGAUGGCCACGCCCCCUACCCCAACAGUAGCUAUGGUAACGGGUACAGCGAGGCCAGGAGGACAACCCGGCGACGCCUACUUCCUGCCACGCCCACAGGUCGGAAGCCGUCAUUCAACAUCCAGUGCUUGAGGAGGCAGGGCAGCAGUGACGACCUGCCGAUCCCCGGAACCUAUCACCCCACCUCACCGCCACGCCGCACACGCACACAGACGUUCAGCAGUUACGAGUCUCGGCUCUCCUCCGGUCGCUCCUCGGCAGCCUCCUCUGCGUCCUGGGCGAACCCGUGUCCUCGCCGCGGUCGCCUCCUCUACGCUCCGCUCAUCCUGGUGGAGGAGGAAGGAGGUGCAGGAAGAGGUGUCAACAUCACGGGUGCAGCACCCAGACCGGCCUGGUACGGUGGCCCUGCAGGGACUUCAGCUCCGCCCCCUUACAGAGCCUACACCACCCUCAGAGUUCCCUCCCAGCUCGGCGGCCAGCUGGCGGAGAAGCGCGGAUCGGCCGACAGCCUGGUGGAGGCGGUCCUGAUCUCGGAGGGGCUCGGCCUUUACGCCCGGGAUCCCAAGUUCGUGGCGUUUGCCAAGCGGGAGAUCGCCGACGCGUGUCACAUGACGGUGGACGAGAUGGAGUCGGCCGCCAGCGACCUUCUCGGCACCGGGAGCCACGGUUUGCUCAGCGCCGCCGCCGCCGCCGACCCCGCCGCGCUCUACAGCGACGAGGAGCCAAUCAGGACGGGCCGCGACGAGGACGAGCUGGCCGACGAGAUGACCUGCGUGACGUCAUUCUGACGGGGCCGGCGCUCUGAGCCAAUCAGUGACGAGACAUUUAACCAAUAUGGGGACAGGACCGAGAGGAGGCCGGAGCUUAACAGAAGUAACACCGACUGACAGAAAGAUGGCCGACAGCAGAGUGACGCUGUGAAUGCCGCUCAGCUGCACCGAAUCUCACUUUACCCACAAUGCAUUGUUGGCAGUUUUACAGGUUGUGUUGUCAUUUUUGUAUUUUAUAAUUCAAAGCAUGGAAAACUAGAGGAACAAAUAUUCAGACGUCCUGAAGCCUCCAGUUCAACGUUUUGGUCGUCGCCAUCUUGUUUUUUAUCAACGAGUUAACAGGAAGUGACCAUAUUUGGACUGAGGAGGAGUGACACCAGAGACGGCGUAUGUUAAUCACCUUGUAGCCCCGCCCUAAAUCAUCCCCUGCUUUAUGGUCUGUUUGACUCUAAAUGACCAU